Symsagittifera roscoffensis is the source of this 2131-nucleotide messenger RNA. Its product is annotated as solute carrier family 49 member 4 homolog. Bases 444 to 2060 code for a protein of 538 amino acids. The transcript has 3 exons. Gene Ontology annotation, molecular function: transmembrane transporter activity. Lineage: Eukaryota; Metazoa; Xenacoelomorpha; Acoela; Convolutidae. The record is from RefSeq and is a predicted model, not a curated record. Gene Ontology annotation, cellular component: membrane. Gene Ontology annotation, biological process: transmembrane transport.
GAAUUAAGUUGGUUUUUGUUUUAUAGUCCACGCAGAUGUUCAUGUUUUCUUGGUUUCAGGUUAGAAAAUGCCCUCGAAAUGCCAAUUUUGGCUGUUUAUUCUGGAUUUCUGUAUUUAAUUAUUGCUCUUCGGGUACUUAUUAAGACGCCAUGUGAAAUUCUUUUUUAAUUUCGCUAGAAAUUUAAAUAAAUAUGUUUUAUACCAGUGCUGGACAAUGCAUCUUUGAAAUCAUUAUCAUUACGAAAUCAAAUGUGCAAGCUGUGAAAACUAAUAUUUACUAGUGUUUAGAUUUAGAGUCCACUCGUUUAUUGGCGCAAAGUUGAACUGGUAUUUCAAGUUUAUUCCUGUUUGGUGAUUAUUUCUCUCGAUCUUAAAUUGAAGUACAAAAAUUGAAUAAAUCGUGCGAUUAAUUGUUCAUAACACUUUGUUUGCUGUGCCUCGCUAUGGCCAAAUACGUUCAGCAUGACGAGGACAAUUCAGAUGCAGUUGAUAGCACUGACUCCUCAAUUUUGGACCCUGACAUGAAAACGGAAUCUCCAUUUGACACAACAGAAGCGGACUCUGAGAUUCUUCUCACUCCGAGCGUCUCAGACGAGCGAACAGGUCUGUUCAAAGGGACGAAAAGCUACAAGAGAAGAUGGUACAUUUUAGCGUUGUGGUGUGCAGUCGGCUUCGCGAACUUCGAAAUUUGGAACACCUGGGGUCCAAUUCAGAACACGGCCAAGUACACUUUCAACUGGAAAACGAGCCAAAUUUCUCUUCUGGUCAAUCUAGGACUCUUCACACUUAUUUUGUUUCCGCCCGUCUUUGUGCUAAUCAUAGACAGGUACGGACUGCGUGUGGCGCAACUGAUAACAGCCGGAAGCAUAGCGGCCGGUGCAUCCAUAAGGCUGAUUAUUCCAGACAACUCGAUAGGUAUCUGUAUCAUCCAGGACCUGGGGGAGUUCCUCAACGGGAUCGGAGGAGUGCUCCCCAUGGCCGCAUCGACGAUGCUAUCUCUCAAAUGGUUCCCUGAAGGAGAAAGAAGAACAGCUACUGCAUUUUCUACUGGGACCCAACAGAUAGGACUAGCUCUUUCAUUCCUCAUUGGACCCCUGCUAGUGGAUGACUUGAAGCCCGUAGAUAUGGCAAACUCAAGCACAGAUCCUAACGAUACUUCGACAGUAGAACCAGGACCAACUAAGGAGGAAAUGCAGGGUCAAAUCUGGCACUACAUUUUGUAUCAGUCAAUAUACGCAGUUGUGCUGUUCGUGCUAGUCGUUGUGUACUUUCCCCGAUCGCCUCCCAAACCACCCUCGGAAGUUUCGUUCAGCAAACGAGAAGACUUGUUGCCGAGUGUGGGGAAGAUAGUGAAAAAGCCUAAAUUCUGGUGUUUAGCGUUUGUGUAUGGUCUUUUCAGUGGGGUUUUUAACUCAUAUCUGUCUAUUUUGGACGUGGACUUGCAACCCAAAGGGUUCAGUCAAGUUCUAGCAGGCUGGAUUGGUUCCACAACGACGUUGGCAGGUGCAAUCGGAGGCGUUAUUUUCGCCAACUUAGCCGAUAGACUAAGAAGACAUAACCCAGUUAAGAAACUGUUGCUGAUGCUGUUAUGUGUCGGCUUUGGCUCAUUCCUACUUUUUGUGCUAUCAGUGAAAGCAUUUAGUCUUUCUCUCGCAGCUAACAAAGCUGUAGUAUUUGUAACUGUGGUAGUUACAGGUAUAUGUUCCGCAAGUAGUGUGCCAUUAGUGUUCGAAAUGGGAUCAGACAUUUUGUUUCCGAUAUCAGAGGAACUGAUCGGGUCAAUGCUGGUGCUGGUUCAGAAUGUUUUCGGAAGUCUCAUCUUAGCUGCCAUGUCCAUACCUCAACUAGGAGAUGCGUGGCUAGACUACGCAGUGCUAUCUGGAGUCCUCCUCGCCAUUCCACUGGUGUUAGUUGUAGACGACACGAACGAGAGAGGGAAGAUGAGCGAAACAGUUCGCAGACAGUCGGGGCGAUCCAUAGUUAACUCAAGAGGAGGAACUAGAAACGACUAUUCUGACAACGACACAUCAGACGACAAUCUAAUUAUUAUGUCUCAUUGAAAUAGCGCUGCAAAUUAUGUGAUGUAAUGUAGUUGAAAUUAGAAUUGCUAAUUAUACACUUUCGACCUUCA